AUGGAGGUUAUCCCUUCCGAGCAUGGGAGUACGUCCAGAAGAGUGGUGUGUGCAGUGGAGGACGGUAUCAGGAAAAGAGCGUUUGCAAAAGCGCAAUACCUUUCUCUCCGUUGUGGAACACGCAACCAGACUAUAUGGGAAUGCCCUAGAGAGACCACCUCUACCGAACACCGGAUUGCAAAAAGUACUGCGAGUAUGGAUACGGAAAGCGCUACAGUAAAGACAAAAUCUACGCAACUUCGGCAUCUGCUGUCAGCAGUGAUGAAGGAGGCUAUCCGAGAUCGAAAUCCUACAAUAAGGGACAGAUCAAGGCGUCGUUCAGCCCAGUCUAUCGACGACGAUUUGGUGGGUCAUACACGGGAAAUGGUAGUCUACAACACAGGCGGCAAAAAGCAGGGCGGACACGCUGUGAAAAUCAUUGGUUGGGGAGUGGAAAUGGCAGCGGGGAAAUAUUGGACGAUUGCCACUCGUGAGAUACCGACUGGGAGAAGGAUGGUUAUUUCCGCAUGA
This is a messenger RNA of Cooperia oncophora, 510 nucleotides long. The record is from the annotation of a GenBank genome assembly. NCBI's taxonomy places the organism in Eukaryota, Metazoa, Nematoda, Chromadorea, Rhabditida, Trichostrongylidae.